Messenger RNA from Suhomyces tanzawaensis NRRL Y-17324, 1569 nucleotides. RefSeq names its product Ctf5p (gene CTF5). The transcript has a single exon. The coding region runs from base 387 to 1412 and encodes 341 amino acids. The record is from RefSeq and is a predicted model, not a curated record. Gene Ontology annotation, cellular component: kinetochore. Lineage: Eukaryota; Fungi; Ascomycota; Pichiomycetes; Serinales; Debaryomycetaceae.
CGGCUAGUAAAGUGAUGCUCGAACCGGCUGGUGGAAGUCACUUGAACGGCCGUGGCGAGAGGUCUACAUCCAACAGGUUUGUCCAUCUCAGAGGCUAGAAUUGCUUGAAAUUGCAUACAAUUAAAAAUCAAAAUUAACUUGAAGACAAACUGAUUCAAACAUUAUUAUCGCUAAUUAUGCCAAUAGCUAAAUUACGUCAAUUGAUUCAAGGCAACAGGUCCACCAGUGACUGGCGUUUCCUAGACGUUUCGGCAUUACACGUUGGUUCCUGGCGAUUUGCGCACAGUACUGGAGAAUGUCCGUUUCGGGGUGAGCCCCACGCAUAAUCAAUUGUGUCAACGCGCGGGAUGAUGUUGACAUAACUGUUUGUGGCCAGUCUCCCCAGCAUGAACUUGCAAGUACUUGAAACAGAGAUAGGCGACGUGCGGAGCGAUAUCCAGUCGUUACGGCUGGAGGUCGCUGCCAUCGAGGUCGAACGGGCCCAGCUAGCACUCAAAGUCCUGGCCCUCCAAGAUGAGCUCCAGCAGCCGUCGCCACAGCACCGUCCCCACGAAAAGGACGCUGACCCCGUUCCGCCCAUUAUCCAGCAUAGCCACUUCGAUCCGUCCAUCAGCAGGUUCUUCCAGGCACCCCAGGACGAGCCAGUGCCCCAAACAACCGCGUUGCCUAGGUUCCUUCCCCAAGCAGAGGCUUUGGUAGAGAUCAAGGAAAACAUCCUCUACGAGAACACGUACCGCAUUGGGGGUGUGACUGCAUUCCCGUUGAACCAGCGGUUGUUUGCGGCCAACGACGAGGUCUUGGGGCUUCGGUUUGAUAUGUUUUCCCAUGCCAAGUGCCAGUUUCUCCAACCCCACUACGCCAUUCUCAAGAAGUCCACUGUAACCGACAAAACGGGGCACCAGCUUCGCCAGUGGACGCUCUAUCGCCACACCUUGCCUGUCUACGUGCCACUCGAAGACUACACCAAGGAACUCAAUUCGGAGGAUGGGGUGACCACAUUUGCAUUGCACAUCCGCAACUUCCUUGUCAAAAUACAGCAUAAGCACGAUGUGGUUGAGGAGUUGACCAAAUUGGACCUCCAGACGUUUGAAAAGGGUUCCAUGGUGGCUGGUCCAUCGGGAAAUAGUUGCAGAAUAAUUCAAAAGGUAGACAAAGAUCUCCAGUGCCAAAGAUUGGUAUUGUACAUCCUUCACAAGGUUGGUGAGAAGAGAAAAUUCCAUCAGGUCGAACUUAAUUGCAACUUGGACUCAAUUGAGACUGCAAAUAUAUCCACUAUCGAUUUGAAACAUAAUGCAGUGAUCGCCAUGUGUGAAGGAUUACUCCGUGGGUGUAAGUUCUCCGAUUUAUCUACGACCUUUAGCAAGGUGAUCGAAAUACUCCUUUCGAAUAAAGUGAUUGAUCCCUUAACGUGAAAUUGACCUAAGGGACUAUUUCAACUAUUCUCAUCUAUACAUCCUCCCGAGAAUUGAGUCCUAAAGUCUAUUCUUUUGCUGAGUAAUAUCCUUAUUUACUGAUUGAAUGAGCAUAAUAUCGUGUGAUACAUAAAGUAUCAUCCAGCUUACAAUUUUC